AUGAGGCUUAGAUUUGGACUGGAUGUAACGCAACUCGCGGCUGUUAAUUUCUUCCGGAAUGACAAGGCGAUUAAGAGGUUCCUCGUGAGGAACAUAGUGGAGCAGGCUGCCGUCAGGGAUGUUCAGGAGGCUUGUGCUUAUGAGGGGUACCUUCUUACAAAAUUAUAUAUCAAGAUGCAGUACUGUGUCUCUUGUGCAAUCCACUCGAAUGUUGUUCGGGUGAGGUCUCGCACGGACAGGAGGAACCGUGAGCCGCCGCAGCGUUUUAGACGCCGGGAUGAUCUUGCAAGACCUGGUCAAGGUCCUCGUCCAGUUGCGGCUGGAAAUCCUGCUGCUCGUCCAUGAUGCCGAGGUUUUCUGUGGACUAUAUUAUCCAUAUUUCCGCAUUCUCGCAUCUUAACC
Musa acuminata subsp. malaccensis (wild Malaysian banana) is the source of this 402-nucleotide messenger RNA. The record is from RefSeq and is a predicted model, not a curated record. Lineage: Eukaryota; Viridiplantae; Streptophyta; Magnoliopsida; Zingiberales; Musaceae.